Mastomys coucha (southern multimammate mouse) is the source of this 8429-nucleotide messenger RNA. RefSeq names its product magnesium transporter MRS2 (gene Mrs2). The transcript is spliced from 11 exons. Gene Ontology annotation, cellular component: mitochondrial inner membrane. Gene Ontology annotation, biological process: mitochondrial magnesium ion transmembrane transport. Gene Ontology annotation, molecular function: magnesium ion transmembrane transporter activity. The coding region runs from base 80 to 1384 and encodes 434 amino acids. The record is from RefSeq and is a predicted model, not a curated record. Lineage: Eukaryota; Metazoa; Chordata; Mammalia; Rodentia; Muridae.
UGUCGCCGUGCGCCGAACGACCCGAUUUCCGGCAUGCCGGGCCGGCGUCUUGGUGCGGCUUCUCGGUUGCCCGCGCGCCAUGGAAUGCCUGCGCUACCUGCCCGGGCUGCUGCCCCGCGCCGCGCGGUCGCGGAGGGUCCUGUGUACGGCGGCUGCGCGCCUGAGCUUCGCUGCCUGCGGCGGCCGGACCACCCCUCUUCUUGCCGGGAGCCUGAAGGCGCCGAGCACACCCCGCGCUGCAGGUGAUGUGCACCGGUUUAGAACCUCUGAUGCCUCUCAAGCCACGUUAGCCAGCGUGGCCCAGGUGUUUGCCGUGACAAAGUUUGACAAAGAAGGAAACGUUACCUCUUUUGAGAGGAAGAAAACUGAAUUAUACCAUGAGUUAGCACUCCAGGCCAGAGACUUGAGGUUUCAGCACGUGAUGAGCAUCACUACCAGAAACAACAGGAUCAUCAUGAGGAUGGAGUAUUUGAAGGCUGUGAUAACUCCAGAGUGUCUUCUGAUACUAGAUUAUCGGAAUUUAAACUUGGAGCACUGGCUCUUCCGGGAAUUGCCAUCACAGCUGGCCGGAGAAGGUCAGCUCGUCACAUACCCAUUACCGUUUGAGUUCAGAGCUAUUGAAGCACUCCUGCAGUAUUGGAUCAGCACCCUUCGGGGGAAACUAAGCAUCCUGCAGCCACUGAUCCUGGAGACCCUGGAUGCAUUAGUGGACCCCAAGCACUCCUCUGUGGACAGAAGCAAACUGCAUGUCCUACUCCAUAACGGCAAAAGUCUCUCUGAGUUAGAAACAGACAUUAAAAUUUUCAAAGAGUCGAUUUUGGAGCUCUUGGAUGAGGAGGAGGUGCUGGAAGAACUCUGUCUAACCAAGUGGAGCGACCCCCACGUAUUUGAGAAGAGCAGCACUGGGAUUGACCACGCAGAGGAGAUGGAGCUGCUGCUGGAAAACUACUACCGCUUAGCUGAGGACCUCUCCAAUGAGACGCGGGAGCUCCGGGUCCUAAUUGACGAUUCACAGAGCAUUAUCUUCAUCAACCUAGACAGCCAUCGCAACGUGAUGAUGAGGUUAAACCUCCAGCUGACCAUGGGAACCUUCUCCCUGUCACUCUUCGGACUAAUGGGAGUUGCUUUUGGCAUGAAUUUGGAAUCUUCCCUUGAAGAGGACCAUCGUGUGUUUUGGCUGAUUACAGGAAUUAUGUUUAUGGGAAGUGGCCUCAUCUGGAGGAGGUUGCUUUCGUUCCUUGGAAGACAGCUGGAGGCUCCUGUGCCCCCUAUGAUGGCCUCCUUACCUAAAAAGACCCUUCUGGCAGACAGAAGGAUGGACGUGAAAAACAGCCUCAGGCCAGAAGGACUUGGAACAAGCAGGACUAUCCUGGCAAGCCGCUAGCAGCAGCCUGGCAGACAAAGCUUUUAUACUUCUGAAGCUAUUACCACUUUCUGGGGGAAAAAAAGGACAACUGAUGUUUAAAUUAUGUCUGAUGAAAAAUACUGUGGCAUUCACAGUACUAAACUUGGUCACAUCUUCAGAAUUCUUUGAGACAAAGAAGAGGUUUCUUUGUAAAAGGCCAAAAUCUGUGUCCUACCAACUUUUGAAUACUGUUUUUAUGGGCUUUUUAAAGUAUAGAUUAAUUUAUUGUGAGAUAGACUUAUCUAGAUUCAGUGCCAUUAUACAUAUCAAGAAGAGUACAAGGCCGGGCUGUGGUGGCACAUGCCUCUAAGCACUUGGGGAAGCAGAGGAAGGAGGAUUUCUGAGUUCAAGGCCAGCCUGUACAGAGUGAGUUCCAGGACAGCUGGGGUUACACAGAGAAACCCUGUCUCAGAAAACCAAAAAAAAAAAAAGAAUACAGCUUUGUGCUGCCAGAGACCAGGGACUCAGCAGAGCCCAUAGUUCCUGAGCUUCUAGGCCUCAGGUCCUAGCACAGGGAGUCACGGUCCUGUCAGUUUCUCACUCAGGAAAAGAAAGCUGUUGGAUCUGUCAGCCUUGCAGCAAACUCCUUGAUAGAACCGUACUACCAGGUAUUUGCUCUCUUUUCUAUAUAAGAUGAUGAAAAGGAGGUAUGAUUUAAUGUCAACAUCCUCGGAUUCCAAUUAAGAUUGUUACUAUUUUUUUUUUUGAGUUAGGUUUAAAGAAAGUGUUUAUUUAUUCUCUUACAACUUAUAGCUGUUUUGAUCAUUGCCUGAUUUAAGAGAUUGUCAUGCUACCCCUCCCUAAGAGAAAAUGUGUAAAGCCAGCUAAUGUGUUUGCCUACCUCUCAAAAGUUAGCAGAUGGGCUUGUCAAACAAGAGUGUAGCUAAUGUAAGAACUGUGGAAGCGGUAUCUUCCCAGUCAGAAGCUCUCAUUUAAAGUAAAUGGCAGAGCAGGACUCGGUUGGUCCACCAGCUGUGUGCUUCCAGUCCUUGAGAGGCUGCAGCAGGAAGGUUAUGAGGAGUUUGAGGCCAGCCUGGACUACAGAGUAUGUUCUAGGCCAGUGAAGGUUAUAGAGUGAGUUCCAGGCCCACCUGGACUGUAAGACUCUGUCUCAAAACACCAUCUGAAGUAGGGCUGGGAGUGCUGCUCAUUGAAGAGUGCUCCCUCGCUCGCCCAGCACGAGCAAAGCUGUGAGAAGAGUCAGAUCGCUCAUACCUGUAAGUUUGAAAGCUGUCAUUCUAAUAACCAUUCAGCCUGACCUUGUGUGUUCUCAGGAGGUUUCAUACUUUGUGUGCUAGAACAUUACAAUAACCAAAAAGUGAGCUUCCCAAAGUAGUGCACUUGUAAAACUGUAGUAAGGCCAGAGCAACUCUUAGAGUACAGGGUAGGAAUAAUGAAGAAGUGUUCCCAUCCCAGACACUGGGCAUCUGAUUAUCCAAAUAGUGUCCCACAAGGAUUAGUGGGUACAUAAGGAUUAGCAAUGGAAGUAAAAAAUGUUACUACAAUACAAAACCGAAGGUUAUGAAUGAGUAAGCUCCCCUCCCGUGUGGGGCUGUGAGAAGCUGAUGUAGGGCAGCUGAGCUGGCCUGGUGUCCCAGCCACAAGAGGCCUCUUCAGGCCUCUGGGCGAGAUGCUGGAAUUUGACUAUGAAAACUGUAGCAGCUGAACCCUUAGACAGCACCCAGGAUUGUCUUUGAUGAGGCCCAGAUUUCACACCCCUCUUCAGCACACACAAGAGCACUUACACUGUGAAGGCCUAGGUUUCACUCAGCUGAGAUCCGUGAAGCAUUGAAAUCCAUCUGAUCCCAGCUCAGAUAGGAUGGAAUCCCAUUUUUCCUUGUAGUGUUAGGUUAUGAACUUAAAUAAAGUAAAUGUCUUGAUUAGUCAUGUCCCUCUUAUUGCUUCACAUAAAAGGAUGGAACUGGCAGUUUGUAAACUUUUAAAGGGGGUUGGUCAGGUGGAGUUUUUGAGUGAAAGUGCUCCUUAAUGUAAAAUGUAAAAUACUGAGUUUUAUGAUUGAGCAAACAUCGAGUGUGAGCAAAGAGGUGUGACACUUUCUGUCCUUGGGUUCAGAGCCUCUGAGCCAAUGAGGGCAGAGCAGAGGCCAUCCCAUGAAGUGAUUCCUGACAGCAGACUGUGGAAUGGGAUAAACAGCUCACACUGGCUGCUGCUGUGCAUUGGGAUCCAGAUCUGUACUCAGCUUCACUUCUUGGAAUGGCUGCAGUGAAGCUGCGUUUGAACUUUAGUGUGAUAACCUCAGUAGUGGCCAAAGAGGUUUUCUAAUGGAAGGACUGUGACGGGGUCUAGAGACCUGAGCUCUGCUCCAGAGCUAUCAUUUCAACUUUAUAGUCUGGGACAACAAGGCAAAAAGCAAUUACCAUCUUGAAGCCUUGAAAAUGUUUAGAGAAAGAUAGAAAACCAUUAUGUAAAUGUCUGUUGGUGUCUUGAGGUAAAGAUCAUGAAGUGUAUCAGAAAGCUGUUUUAGCUUAGAACCAUCUGACUCACUUAAGCAUUGUGGGGCUGAUUCUUAGAACCAGUUAGUGCUUGAAGGAAGGAGGUUUUAAUCCACCUGUUGAGGAUAAUGUACAGACAGCUACUGUUUUCUUUGUACCAGGAUUUUCUAUAUUCUUUAGGUUGAUCUUCAAAAGUGGGUGUAUCAUUUUCUUUCUCACAGAGGAGUCGGUAUAUUAAGUAUCCUGUCAACUUGAAGAUGUUUAGAUGUUUGUAAGCUUUAAGCUUUCUUUACCUGAUGACUGUUACAUGCUAUGCUCAGACAUUGAGCAAAAGACAAAUACUAUGGCCAACUGUAGCCAUGUUUAGACAGGCUCUUGUCCAUCCAUUACAGAGCAAAAUCACUGGCAUUUUGUGUCUAGAGCAUCUGCAGGGGUUGGGGGAGCCCCUGUCUGCUGUGCACGAGGCCCCGGGGCUAGCCUUGCCGUGUACAUUUGCUGAUUUGCUCUCCCUGUACCAAAACAAUGACCCCUCUGCCGGCUAUGCUCUUUAGAUAGGUUGAACCACUAAUUAAACCAAAUGUCCCUCUGUGCUUCCUGCUGUGCCUUAGGGACUAUAGAGUGCACACUCAGCAGCUGGUCUGGAGCGGGGGCUGUGCCUUCCUCCCCUUCUAGGGUAUUGUGUCUGUCCUGUCCCUCCUCCUCCCCUGUGAGCCAUCUCAGUGGAGUUGAUUCCUCUUGGUCUCUUCCUCAUUCUGCAUAGGGAUCUCUCUCUGAGUGGGACCUGUCACUGUCACUGUCACCUUUUCCCUCACCAUUUGGUACUGUUCCUAGGAUCAGAAGGGACGGUAUCCGUUGGCUGACCCAGAACCAGCUAGUCAGUGUUUGCAGGCAUUCGUGCUGGCAAAUUUCUCCCAAAGCCAUACUGUGGGGCUAGCACACAGAAGCCACCCUACAGCCCAAGAACAAGUGAAGCAAAGCCCACUUCGCACUGAGUCCCAUGCUGGUUCCUUAUGGUCACCCUGGGCUCAGGCCAUACCAUACCUUUCUGCUCUGUUGAUGCAGCUAGCAGUCUAGCACAGCAAAGCCCCACCACUCUGUAAGAUUUAAAACCACAGUGGUGAGACUCACCACCUGUCAAAACAGCCAGCUCCGCAGAUUUAUGGGAAGCAUUAGACAGCUCAUCAAACUUUAGUAUCUGUACUCGCCCUCCACUGUAUAAAAUGUGAGCACAGAAAUCUGCAGUGAGGAGGGACCAGUGUGGCCCCUUCCCCACACCCCUCUCUCUUCCUCCCACUGUGUUUUCACUGUACAUUGUCCAUCCAUAUGACAAAAUACCCAAGAUAAACAGCUUAAAAAGAGGAAAUGUUUAUUUUGGCUCACAGUUUUCAGCCAUGUCAGCUCCAGGGUGCUUGGCCCUAUUGAUUUGGGGCUGGGAAAGAAGCGGUAUGUGGUGGCAGCAGAGAGAUGAAGGACUUAGGGUCCUGAUACACCCCAAUAGCAUAACUCUCUUCAACAAAGUCCUGUUCCAGAGUUGCUACCUUCUUUAAGCUAAGGACCAAGCCUUCAACAUAGGAGAUUUGGGGUACAUUUAAGGUCCAAAUAGGACCAGCCACCACUACCAAGGACUUUUAUAGGAGCAAUUAUGGAGAGUGUUAAGAGCUAACUACACCCUUUCUAGGCAAGAGAGACAGGUAUUCCCACAGGAAAGGAGGUGGGUUGAUAAAGUCCCAGGCACAGGCAACAAGCUCGGGAUUCAAAAGAGCUUUAGAAGGGACUUGACCUCAAAGCCUGCUGCUCCCUAGCAAAUAGGGUCCACACAUAGCUGACCAUAUUUCCAGGUAGCCUGGCUGUCCCAGGAACCCCACCUCUAUCGGGUUUCACCAAAACUCCACUGGAAGACUACUUUGUCCAUCCUGGAGAUGACUUGGCUCAAGAGAGGGGCUGAAUAGGAGAGUGACGUCUUCAGUCUGAGCUGAGGCUGUAGACGUGAAGUGCCCCAGAGAGCCGGGCUCCCCAAGAACUUCUUCCAGCAGCAACAACCACUUGGUUCUGUAGAUGACAAAUACAGACAGCACUAGUGACAUUCCCACCAUGAAGUAGACGACAUACUGUGCUAUGAGGUGCACAGAAAAGCAAUGCUGGCCACACCCCACAGCCACAACUUGUGUCUCUCUCCCUUUGUUCAGAUGCCACUUUCUCAGACCUGUUAAGUAACAAAAACCACUGUUGUGCAAGUUGACCCCGGAACCUGACAGCAGUGCAUGUGACCACAUCUGGAGUGAUGGGGACUUGCACAGGCUACGUUCACACAGCAUCCCUGCUGCCUGAGAUGUUUUCAAGCUCACUUUCAGAAUUCCCUCCAAAGUCUGCUGCGGGUUGUGAAAUAUUUUAGUAAUGGCAAAUCUUCACAACAGUUAAAUUUGACUUUUAGAAACUGCAAAAGUUAUUUGAGAUCUUUGUUGGUAAGCAAAGUGUAGCUGAUUAUGCUGGCUUGUGACACUUUAGACAGCAGACUGUGGCAUUUAUCUUGUUGGUUGCAUUUUAACAUUAACAAUUGCAAAAUGAUGAUAAUGUUAGCAAUGUAUUGUGCCCUUACCAUGUGGGGCCCUUGCUGGCAUCUCCUAAUAAUCCCCAGGGUCAGUUAACAUGAGAAAAUAAUCUUUUCAAUUGGCAAAAUGGUCAUUUCUUCUCUUCCCUUAUUUAUGUAAUUACUAACUUACUAAGUGUGCUUUUACUCUGGCUAUAUUUUAAGUCUCCUUUCUAUUUCCUGGUCAAACCAUGCUUCUCCCCUAGAGUUAACCUUCCUGGCACUUGCCAUCUCCCUGGUCUAACCAUCUCAGGAGCCCUCUCAAGAACCAUAAGUUCUGCAUAGACACCCACUGUAUGCCUGGGUCAUUGUACCUUAAAAGCCUUAGCUGCAUUUUAUCCUUUCGUCUAAGCUGUAUGUAGGAGACUAGGCCAUGUCUCGCUGUUCUGUCCUCUCCACUGUCCAGUGAAGCAGGGUUAAUUCCUGCUGCGGCUCACCAGCUGGCAUGGGCAGGCUCAAGCACAGAGACAGUGGCAGUGUUCCUUACCACAUCUCCAGGCUGCCAGUUCCACCAGCUCGUGUGUCCCAGGAAGGAAUCCUGUCUUGAGAGUCCUACCUCAGGCCACUGAGCUUUAAUUCCCUGUCUCAGCUGGGAGCUGGGAAAGUGACACUGUGAACUGCAGUUUAAGAAGGCUAACUUAUGGAGUUGCACGGACCAGAGUUAACUGCAAGUCUUUUCAGAUGACCUUGAUUGCCGCCACCCUUGUCAGUGUUCUUGACAAUGUCUAAUUUUUUUGAAAAUGCAUAAAAUUGUAAGUAAGAGCCAAGUGUGUCCUUUAGAGAAUCCUUCCAUAAGCUUAAUAACUGCUGUUUCUAGUAGCUAACCCUGAACUUGCUGAACUUUGGUUGUCUGUCCGUGAGGAUUGUUAGCCACCAGAGGGCAGCUUCACGGUGAGUCUGCCAAGCACCUCCCAAGCCUUUACCUGAUUGCUGUCUUCACCAGCAUGGGACCUCCCACACUUAGGCCUCCUGCUCAAGCCGCCCCUCAGCUGUUCGUCCUUUGCCAGUCUCCCAGACCUAUGUGUGUCUUCAUGAGCAGUCGGCGUCCUGCCUUUGUGAAUAGCCUAGCACAGUCCUAAAUACCAGUCCCGAGAUGAACAAAUGCUUUCAUGGGAUAGUGUGGUUUCCUUUGUCUUGACACAGGGUGUCACUCUAACUCAAGUUAACUUGGAACUCUUGCGUCCCAGACUGGCCUUAGACUUCUACCUCAGAUUCCCAAGUGCUGGGAUUACAGGCACGAGUUACCACACCUGGCUCUGUAGUAGUAUGUAUUAAGGUAAGCUUCUUAAAUCUAUAUUGAAAUGCAAUAUUAAAUGUAUGGAUCCUUUGGGAGUCCCACUGCUGUGUUUCUUGCCUACAAGGAUUAUUGCAUAAUUAUGGAAAAAUUACAGGUGCAAGAAUGUUCACUACAGCACUAUCUGCAAUAGUAAAAAAAAAGGGGGGGGGAAAUAACAUAGAGUGUAACUUAACUGAAUUAUGGGAUGUCCAAAAAAUAAAGUACUGUGUAACUAUUGGGAAGUACUGAUUUGAAAGGAAAUAAAAGUACAUCAGAGUGCAGCCAUGGCGUACAUGUCUGUCUAGACCAAUAGUUCUCAACCCGUGGGUUGUGAUGUCUUUGGGGAUCGAAUGACCCUUUCACAGGGGUUGCCUAAGACCAUCAGAAAAUACAGAUGUUUACAUUACAAUUCAUAACAGUAGCAAACUUAAAUUUACGAAGUAUAAACAACCAUAACUUUAUGGUUGAGGGGUCACCACAACAUGAGGAACUGUAUUAGAGGAUUGCAGCAUUAGGAAGGUUGAGGACCAUUGGUCUAGACACAUUUAAAGACUGGCCAGGCACCCAGAAUGUCACCUAUCAGGUUGCUGCCCAGCCUGACAGCCUGAGUUCAGUCUCUGGUGGGAAGAGAGAACCAAAGCUCUCCCCUGCUCCUUGUGGCACGUGAACAUACUUGUAACACACACAAAUAAACAUUUUUUUAACAUA